AUGGAAGCCAAGGUAAGUUUCCAUGUGCGGCGUUAUCUGCGCGAGUGCGAGGAGCGCGGCGCGCGACCCAGCGAGCUGACCGUCACCUCGCACCUGCGUGAGACAUACGCUGAGUACCAGCGAAAGCCUCAGGGCGCGCUGCGUAAAGUUGUGGCCAAAGUGAUGAAGAAGGCGCAACCCAGUGGCGGUGAGACGCCCAAGCGCUCGCGCUCCGAAAGCGGCAGCGACGACGAAGCGCAGCUCCGAGCGAUGGAACAGCAACAGGCGGCAGGAGGCGCCGGAAACUCGCUGAAUCGCGCCAUGCAGCAGAAAUACGCGGACCAAACCGCUGACAAACCGCCGGCCGUGAAGAAGGUUAAAAUACUCCGGAAACGCGUUAAAAAGGAGGACGAGAGCACAGAGAUGGACGAAAACCGAGGCUUCGUGGUGGAGCGACCCAGUGCGAGAUACAGCGACGUCGGAGGCAUCCAGAGCAUUCUACAGGAGGUGAGGGAGCUCAUCGAGUACCCUCUGACGCACCCAGAAGUGUACGCGCAUCUGGGCGUGGAGCCUCCUCGAGGCGUCCUACUCCAUGGCCCACCAGGCACAGGCAAGUCGAUGUUGGCGCAUGCGAUUGCAGGGGAAUGUGGCGCGACGUUCCUGAAGAUCUCGGCGCCCGAAGUCGUGUCGGGUAUGUCGGGCGAGUCGGAGCAGAAGCUGCGAGAGCUGUUCGAUGAAGCCAUCAGUAGAGCCCCGUCCAUAAUCUUCAUUGACGAGAUCGACGCUAUUACGCCCAAGAGAGAGACGUCAGCACGUGGCAUGGAGAAGAGAAUUGUGGCCCAGUUGCUGACCAGCACCGACUCGCUGAGUCUGGAGAAUACCGGUGGCAAACCGGUGAUUCUGAUUGGCGCGACCAAUCGACCGGACGCGUUGGACUCGGCGCUGCGUCGAGCUGGACGCUUUGACCGUGAGAUUUGUCUGGGGAUUCCCGACGAGGAGGCGAGGGAGAAGAUUUUACGAGUGCUGGCCAGGAAGAUGACGCUGGAGGGAGAGUUCGACUUUGCAGCGCUGGCUCGACGGACUCCUGGAUACGUUGGAGCGGACCUGGUUUCGCUGACGAAAGAGGCGGCGGUGGGAGCUGUGAAUCGCAUCUUCACGAACAUUAACGCGGUGAAGACACUGGCAGCGGAGGUGGACGUGUCCGCGGAGACUGAGACGUCAGAUGCAGGCACGAGUGACGACGCGAUGGAGGUAGAGAAGACGCAGGAGAAGACGGCAGCCGAUAGCGAGGAGGCUGCGUCGGCGGCUGAUGAUCUACGAGCUCAGGUGGAGCCAUUCACAGAGGCCCAAUUGGCUCCUCUUAGCAUUACUAUGGCCGACUUUGACGCUGCAAUCCCCAAAGUCCAGCCUAGUUCGAAGCGUGAGGGCUUUGCUACGAUUCCGGAUGUGACGUGGGAUGACAUUGGUGCUCUUAACGAGGUGCGCGACGAGCUGUCGCUUGCAGUCUUGCAGCCUAUUGCGCAUCCGGAGCGCUUUGCGGCUCUUGGGCUGUCUAUGCCUGCUGGUGUGUUGCUGUACGGACCUCCUGGCUGUGGUAAGACGCUGCUGGCGAAGGCCAUCGCACACGAAAGUGGCGCCAACUUCAUUAGCAUCAAAGGGCCAGAGCUUCUCGACAAGUACGUGGGCGAGUCGGAGCGGUCUGUGCGCCAAGUCUUCCAGAGGGCUCGUGCGUCGUCUCCGUGUGUCGUGUUCUUCGAUGAGCUGGAUGCGUUGGCGCCUCGACGCUCCGGUGGCGCUGGUGGCGAUGCUGGAGGCAACGGCGUUAGCGAGCGUGUGGUGAACCAGCUUCUGACCGAGAUGGAUGGCUUGGACAUCCGGCGCAACGUGUUUGUGAUUGCCGCCACGAAUCGCCCGGACAUCAUCGACCCUGCGAUGCUGCGUCCUGGUCGUCUGGACAAGCUGCUGUAUGUGCCACUGCCCCAGGCAUCGGAGCGCCACCAGAUCCUCAAAACCGUCUCGUCAAAGUGUGCGAUGGCUUCGUCAGUUCAGCUCGAGGCCAUCGCUGCCGACCCUCGUUGCGAGGGCUUCAGUGGAGCCGACCUGAGCGCGUUGGUGCGUGAAGCUGGCAUCACCGCCUUGCGCGAGACGGAUUUCUCGAGACUCGACGCUGGCGCUGCAACACUGGGGAUCGAGCAUCACCAUUUCAUCAGCGCGUUCGACCGCGUGUUCCCUUCGGUAUCGCGUGCGGAUCAGCGAAUGUUUGACCGGAUGAAGAAGAAUCUUCGCAAAUCUCGCUCGGCGAUGGCUCGGAGCGCGAGUAGCACAGCUGUGGCCUCAGGUCAAAGUGCUCAGAGUGAGGGAGACGCCGCGAAGGUCAAUGCAGAUGCACAAAGCGAUGUCGAUAUGAUUGAGGGCAAACAGUAG
Phytophthora infestans T30-4 is the source of this 2403-nucleotide messenger RNA. Its product is annotated as ribosome biogenesis ATPase RIX7. The transcript has a single exon. The coding region runs from base 1 to 2403 and encodes 800 amino acids. The record is from RefSeq and is a predicted model, not a curated record. Gene Ontology annotation, molecular function: RNA binding; ATP hydrolysis activity; ATP binding. Gene Ontology annotation, cellular component: nucleus. Gene Ontology annotation, biological process: ribosome biogenesis. Lineage: Eukaryota; Oomycota; Peronosporomycetes; Peronosporales; Peronosporaceae.